Molecule: messenger RNA, 1341 nt
Organism: Knipowitschia caucasica
Lineage: Eukaryota; Metazoa; Chordata; Actinopteri; Gobiiformes; Gobiidae
Source: the annotation of a GenBank genome assembly
AUGAGAGCGUGCAGCUGCAGGACGUGGGGUAAGCACAGGCCGGACCUCUGUCCUGUGUGCAGUGUUCAGGUGAAAUCUGUGACGACAUUCUCCUCCGGAAAGUCCCUGAAAGCGGCCCCUGCAGUGUCCUGGUCACCUUUGCGCGCUGAGCCAGACCCCCACAGACCCCCAUCUCCACUCCAGACGCACGGGGAGAGGAGGAGGAGCGCGUACAUCUGUGAGGACUGUUGGACCCGUACCACUGUUGGACUCAUCUGGAUCUGGGACACCACCGCCGCAUUCAUCACUGAGUGUGAACCACCUUCCCCCUUGACUGAAGAUGAUUUGUUUGCUGAUGAUGCACUGUACCCUGAGCUGGAGCACUCCAGGACCAUCUAUGUUGUAGAGAAUGCUCCCCGGCUCUCGGUGUUGGCAGAGCCGUCAAAAGUGAUCGCACGACGAGGUGGAAACGCCACUUUACCCUGCAAGAUCCUGAGAGAUGAGAAUCUGGCGCCCAAUCGCAAAAUGAGAAUAAAAUGGACGAAGCUGACGUCUGACUAUCUCAAGGAGGUGGACGUCUUUGUGUCCAUGGAUUUUCACAAAAGAAGUUAUGGCCGCUUUCAUGGGCGCGUCCAUUUACUCAACUCCUCUCCAUCAGACGUGUCUCUCGUCAUCACAGAUAUUACCCUGGAGGAUUAUGGGAAGUAUAAAUGUGAAAUUAUUGAUGGUUUGGAAGAUGCAACAACUGUAGUGGCUCUUGACCUAGAAGGAGUGGUUUUCCCCUACUUCCCCCGUCUCGGUCGCUACAACCUGAACUACUACGAUGCGGAGCGAGCGUGCCUUGAGCAGGACGCGGCUGUGGCCUCCUUUGAUCAGCUUUAUGAUGCUUGGAGAGGAGGGCUGGACUGGUGCAAUGCUGGCUGGCUCAGUGAUGGCUCAGUGCAGUAUCCCAUCACAGCACCCAGAGAACCCUGCGGAGGAAGGAACACUGUUCCCGGCGUGCGCAACUACGGCGUGCGCGACAAAGAGAAGAACCACUACGAUGUUUUCUGCUUUACAUCUCACUUUAAAGGCCGAUUCUACUACCUGAUGCAUCAUUCGAAACUGACCUACGACGAGGCGGUGCAGGCUUGUCAGAAGGAUGGUGCCCAGAUUGCCAAAGUGGGCCAGAUGUUUGCUGCCUGGAAACUCCUGGGCUACGACCGCUGUGACGCAGGCUGGCUGGCGGACGGAAGUGUGCGUUACCCCAUAUCCCACCCGCGGCGCCGCUGCAGCCCCACUGAGGCGGCCGUUCGCUUCAGUGGCUUCCCCGAUAAGAAGCACAAGCUCUAUGGAGUGUACUGCUUUAAAGGCCACAACUGA